GGGGCUCUGUUUUGCAUGGAAACAGCCCAACAGGCGGAAGGGCGCGGGUCCUGGCUCUUCCUGUUCCCGUCGUUCCUCCCCCCGCUUUCCCAACCCAAAGCCGCCUCCACGGGGUAAGGGCGGUGCUUUCCUGGCUACAGGAAGCGGAAAGCAGCCGCAGCAGAUGGAGCAGAGGCAGAAGCGACGAUGUCGGCGGGGAGCGCGAGAUUGAUGUUGCAGAUUAAAGGAGCCAUAACCCGAAAAGUAACAUUAUUACUGUCUUCAACCUGUGGAUGAUCAAGACUCUUAAUUAUCCCCACCCAAACUCUUCCUCGGGACUUGGUGGCUCUUCUGAGUGCAAGACGUGUGCUGCUCUCUGCUGUCCCAAGACUUUCCUGUGGCCAUGGAUACGGAGUCAACCUACUCCGAAUAUUCCCACUAUUCAAGUCACUCCAGAAAAGCUCAGCGACAAGGGAGCCGAGACAGGCACAAAUCGCCUCGGAGUAAAGAUGGCAGUCGCUCUGAGAAAUCCGUUACCAUUCAGGCGCCACCUACAGAUCCAUUGUUGGGGAAUGAUUCUCGGGCAGAAGAAGGUCAGGAUGACAACUGGGGUGAGACCACAACAGCCAUCACAGGGACUUCAGAGCACAGUGUGUCCCAGGAGGACCUUGCUGGGCUCAGCAAAGACUUGGAGGACAGCGUUGGCUUGGACUGCAAGCGUUACCUUGUCUUCACAGUGGCAGCCAUCCUGGGCCUUCUGGUCUUCCUGACUCCCAUUGCCUUUAUUCUGCUCCCCCAGAUCCUGUGGAGAAGUGAGUUGGAGCCAUGUGGAACAGCUUGCGAGGGACUCUUCAUCUCUGUCGCUUUCAAACUCCUGAUACUCUUGAUUGGCACCUGGGCGCUUUUCUUUCGCCAACCCAAGGCAGACCUCCCGAGAGUGUUUGUGUUCCGCAUCCUCACUUUGGUCCUUAUAUUUCUACUGAUGUUUUCCUACUGGUUGUUUUAUGGUGUUCGCAUUUUGGAAUCCAAGGACCUCAAUUACCAUGGAAUCGUACAGUUUUCUGUGUCCCUGGUGGAUGCUCUGCUUUUUGUUCACUAUCUUGCUAUCAUAGUAUUGGAACUGAGGCAGCUGCAGCCAAUGUUCACGGUCAAGGUGGUUCGAUCAACAGAUGGAGAAUCGCGCUAUUAUAGCUUGGGACACUUGAGCAUCCAGCGGGCUGCUUUAGUUAUCCUGGAAAAUUACUACAGAGACUUUGCAGUCUAUAACCCAAUGUUGUUAACAGCUUCUAAAGCACGGGCAGCAAAGCACAUGGCAGGCCUGAAGGUCUACAGUGUUGAUGCUGCCCUUGUAGCCAAACUGAAAAUGUAUUUAGCAGAUGGACCAGAUACCAAUGCUGCUGGGCAGUCCAGAGCCAUGAUUGCUGCUGCAGCUCACCGCAGGGAUUCCAGUCACAAUGAACUCUAUUAUGAAGAAGCGGACUAUGAGCGAAGGGUCAGAAAACGCCGGGCAAGGCUUGUGGUAGCAGUCGAAGAAGCAUUCACCCACGUUAAGCGCAUGCAGGCAGAGGAGCAGCAGAAAGCCCCUGGAGAAGUGAUGGAUGCUCGAGAGGCAGCACAGGCCAUCUUCCCUUCCAUGGCAAGAGUGCUGCAGAAGUACCUACGGACUACCCGGCAACAGCCCUACCACACCAUGGAGAGCAUCUUGCAACACUUGGCUUUCUGUAUCGCCCACAACAUGACACCAAAGGCUUUCCUGGAACGUUAUCUCACUCCAGGCCCAACUCUGCAAUAUGACAAGGAUCGUUGGUUCUCCAAACACUGGACACUCAUAAGUGAAGAAGCUGUUACAAGGGGACUAAGGGAUGGUGUCGUGUUUGUCCUCAAGUGCUUGGACUUCAGCCUUGUCAUUAAUGUGAAAAAGAUCCCUUUCAUCAAACUCUCAGAAGAGUUUUUAGACCCCAAAUUUCACAAGUUUGCCUUUCGCUUACAGUCGGAAACAUCGGUCUAGAGUGGCAUGUGUCUGUGGGUGAGAAGAGGGUAGCCUCUAACUUUAUGCAUUCAGGUGUCUGGAUUUUGGUAUAUGUUUGUUUUCCCCUUUCCCUGUUAUUGAGUUCAAAAAGCACAGGUGAUGGGCCACAAAGAUUUUUGCCAUCUGCACUUUAUUAGGAAAGAGGAGAAAGAAGAUUCUUUAGAAAGAUGCAAAGAGUGUAAUGGAUUGAAUGGAGCACAUUCAAUUAGUCAGAAUGGCUAAUCUUAGUUCAUGCACUCCGCAGAGAACCAUUCACUACUGUGGUACCUUGUUUUGCGCUGCCAUCCUGCCUUAGGUCAGCUGAAGUGUAUCUUUUGCUCAUGCUUCACCCUACUUUUAUCUGUGUUCACAAUGUACACUGUUCUAUAGAUCAGCAUCACUUCGCUCAGCUUUUGUCAGUUUCCUAUGUAGCUCGUAUUCACAGGUCAUUCUUUCAGCCCUCAGUUUGUACUAUCUGUAAUUUGAAUCCAGAUCAUAACUUGAGAUUCCAAAGAUGCACCUGGCAAUAUAUGGCAUGGAUCUGCUUGCCUGCUUUCCUUUGAUAUUCUCUGUGGACUGAGAAAAAAUAAAUAAAAGAAAUACUUAUUUCCAGGAGACAGCAGCUUCUGGAGAUGGAACAAAGCCUAUGAAUGUAAUUUGUCUAUUUACCCAAUGUCAGACUGAAAUUUUAAAGCUUCCUUAUCAUGGCUUGUUCAAAUGACACAACUGAACAAAUGAUCAAGAGGAUUUUGAGUUAAUUUGUCAGGUGAUGUCUUUUGGAGAAAGUGGAGAUGUCAUUCUUCUUCUUAAAGAACAUCCUUUUUUGGAUCUAGAGGGGGGAAAUUGUAAAUAGAAGAAAAACACUGACCAGUAGUCCUUUUGGCUGUCUGUACCCACACAUGUGCCCAAACACAUCAUGCACCUUCUUCUCUCCUUGCUCUAUGUGGCAGACUAUUUUUCUCAUCCUAUACAGUUUGUCUGUUUACUUUUAUCCCAAAUAUAUUUAUGCAGUUGCAAAAAGACUUGAAUGCUGAGCAUUCUGACUUGUGAAAAAAGAA
Anolis sagrei ordinatus is the source of this 3045-nucleotide messenger RNA. It is a transcript of the gene VANGL1, whose product is annotated as VANGL planar cell polarity protein 1. Gene Ontology annotation, cellular component: plasma membrane. The record is from RefSeq and is a predicted model, not a curated record. Lineage: Eukaryota; Metazoa; Chordata; Lepidosauria; Squamata; Anolidae. Gene Ontology annotation, biological process: multicellular organism development.